AUGACCCAGCGCCGGGAGCCGCUGGACCAGGAGCUGGAGGCCCUCGGGUGGUACCACGAUAAUCUCACCCGGCACGCAGCAGAAGCGCUGCUGCUUUCCAACGGGCAGGAUGGCAGCUAUCUUUUGAGGAAGAGUAAUGAAAGGGAAGAUUUGUACUCCCUCUCCGUAAGGGGAAAAGAUUCUGUGAAACACUUCCAUGUUGAACAUACAGGAACUUCAUUCAAAUUUGGGUUUAAUGAAUUUUCUAGCUUGAAGGAAUUGGUCAUGCAUUUUGCCAAUCAGCCUUUAAUUGGAAGUGAAACAGGAACCUUAAUUGUGUUGAAGCAUCCCUACCCACGGCAAGUGGAAGAACCUUCCAUAUAUGAGUCUGUCCGAGUUCACACUGCAAUGCAGACGGGAAGGACGGAAAGUGAUCUUGUUCCAAAUGCUCCCUCACUUGGUACAAAAGAAGGAUAUUUGGUAAAACAAGGCAAAAUAGUUAAGAACUGGAAGACAAGGUGGUUUACACUGCAUAGGAAUGAACUUAAGUAUUUCAAAGACCAGACAGCCACAGAACCAAUUCGGGCACUUGACUUAACUGAAUGCUCAGCUGUGCAAUUUGACUAUUCCCAGGAAAGAGUCAAUUGUUUCUGUUUAGUGUUCCCACUGAGGACAUACUACCUGUGUGCAAAAACUGGAAUAGAAGCCGAUGAGUGGAUUAAAAUACUGCGAUGGAAACUGUCACAAAUACGGAAGCAGCUGGAGGAGCGCAACGCCACCCUCAGUUCCUAGCUGUGCCGCCAGCACUGCUCCAUUGGCAGGAAUUGCCCCCCUGCCACGGGAAAGCAGUGCUUACUAAAAGACAGUUUCACAUGCCAUGGUGGGUGUGU
Molecule: messenger RNA, 869 nt
Organism: Empidonax traillii (willow flycatcher)
Lineage: Eukaryota; Metazoa; Chordata; Aves; Passeriformes; Tyrannidae
Gene: DAPP1
Product: dual adaptor of phosphotyrosine and 3-phosphoinositides 1
Exons: 9
Coding region: 1-771 (256 amino acids)
Source: RefSeq, a predicted model, not a curated record